This is a messenger RNA of Myxozyma melibiosi, 776 nucleotides long. Its product is annotated as ribosome biogenesis protein Nop16. The transcript has 2 exons. Gene Ontology annotation, cellular component: nucleolus. Lineage: Eukaryota; Fungi; Ascomycota; Lipomycetes; Lipomycetales; Lipomycetaceae. Gene Ontology annotation, biological process: ribosomal large subunit biogenesis. The record is from RefSeq and is a predicted model, not a curated record. Bases 130 to 732 code for a protein of 200 amino acids.
AAAAUAGCGGCUCCAACUCCCAGCGGAAAAACUUUCUCACUUUGAGCUCGCCACAACGACCUCGAUAUCGUCCUAGAACGGCCGGGUUUCUUGUUUUGUACACUUUCGCAUCCCCCCGUCCUAAACAAAAUGACUUCAGUCCGAAACAGACGCAAGCAAAAGUCUUCCCUGCCGAGACAGACCCGCCGUCUCAAUGACAAGCGCAAGAAAGUCCGAAUCCUGUCCAACGCGAUCAUCGCCGCGCAGUGGGAUGAAAAACUCACCCUUUCGCAAAACUACAAAAAUCUUGGUUUGACGGCUCGCCUUAGCAGACCUUCUGGAGGCACCCAAAAAGAGCUCGGCAAAGUCACACAAUCUUCUGCACAGCAGCAGCAACAGCAGCAGUUGCAGUCCAGCGCCGUUAAAGAGGCAAAAAUUGUUCGCAACCCCCAAACCGGCGAAUUUGAACGUCUGGAGUAUGUAUCAACCGAAUCGGUCCUUGACGCACCGGUGACUCCUUCCGUUACUGCCGCAACGGACGUUGUCAAACAACUGGAACAGUAUGCUGCUCGGGGAGAGCGCACUCGGGAGCGUUCUCAGUCGGAAAGAGAACAAUACUGGAUCGAAGAGUUGAUUGAGGUCUACGGAGAUGACUACGAAAGGAUGGCACGCGAUCGCAAACGGAACAUAUGGCAGCAAAGCGCCGGUGAUAUACGGAGGCGGGUUUUGAAGUGGAAAAAACAAAACAAGUAGAUGUUAUCUAGUUGGAAAUAUAUAUUGUAUAUUCUUGACAAAAU